AUGGCAAGUGAAACUUUCGAACAGAGGAUAGAGAGGGCGUGUAGGGAUAAAGAGAUUCCUGGGGUCCUCAUGGUUGCGGAUGAUAGAGAAGGCAACUUCAGAUAUGAGAAAGUUUUUGGAAGCCGCUCUCUCAAGGACCCUUCCAAGUCUGACCCUAUGACCAAAGACGCCACGAUGUGGAUGGCAUCCUGUUCCAAGUUUCCCACCUGUGUUGCAGUUAUGCAGUGUGUCGAGCGUGGGCAGUUGAACCUGGAUGACAAUGUCACUGGGCUUCUUCCUGAACUCAAAGGUCUUCCUAUCUUGGCAAAGUUCGAUACAGGGGAUACACAGCCGACUAUGGCUGAGAAUACCAAGCCGAUCACUCUGAAACAUCUUCUCACUCACUCAUCUGGUCUCACAUACGACGUCUUCAGUCCAACGAUGAUGCGCUAUCGUAUUGUCGUUGAUAAGUUCACUCCUACUUUAAACAUAAAAAAGCCCCUUACGGAAGCAUUGAAGUUCCCGCUGGUCUUUGAACCAGGAGCUUCCUGGGAGUACAGUGUAGGUAUUGAUUGGGCUGGAUUUAUGGUUGAGCGCGUGUCCGGCAUGGAUUUGGAGACGUAUAUGAAGAAGAACAUUUGGGAUCCCCUUGGGGCUAGCUCUAUCACUUUCCACCCCAAGAAGAACCCCUCAACCUUUGCCAAUCUGACAGACAUGUCAGUCAGAUCCGGUGGUAUCACCCCUUUUGGCACAGCAGUCGACCCCGAAGCUCCUGUCGAGUACACAGCGGACAGGGUCUUCGGCCUCAACAUGCCCGACUGCUCCGGCGGUGCAGGACUCUAUGGGAAUAUCCUCGAUUACCAGAACUUGCUCCACAGCAUCUGUGCCGACGAUGGCAAGAUCCUGAAAAAAGAAACUGUCGAUUACAUGUUCCAAGACCAUCUAACCGCUGCGUCGAAAGCGGUGUUUAAUAAAAGACUUGAGGAUCCAGCACUCCGGGAGACUUUGGGGGGAGGUAUGAUGACGGGAAUGGAGAUCACCUACGGGCUGGGUGGUAUGAUAUUCCUGAAAGAUGUGGAAGGCGGGAGGAGAGCUGGUACGAUGGCAUGGGGAGGCUAUCCCAACCUGUUGUGGUUUUGUGAUAGGAAGGCUGGAUUAAGUGGGAUUGCAGGUGCUCAGGUAGUACCGGCGGGCGAUCCAAAAUUCAACCGCCUGUUUGCGCUGUGGGAGCAGGAGUUGUAUAAAAAAGCUGGGAAGGGGAAGUUGUGA
Messenger RNA from Lachnellula hyalina, 1248 nucleotides. Its product is annotated as Acyltransferase. NCBI's taxonomy places the organism in Eukaryota, Fungi, Ascomycota, Leotiomycetes, Helotiales, Lachnaceae. Bases 1 to 1248 code for a protein of 415 amino acids. The transcript has 5 exons. The record is from RefSeq and is a predicted model, not a curated record.